ACAAAACCAAUGUCUCAGGGUCGGCAGGCCGCCUGUUUGAACUGUAGGAGAAGCAAGGUUCGAUGCAAUCGAAGUAAAGAUGGAACAUCACCUUGCGAUCGAUGCAGACAGGCUGAUGUGGAAUGUGUCGUUCCAAAUCACCACGUCGGCAGACGCAAAGGGAUUGGAAACAAACGCAAAGGGCUGGAAAAGGCACUGCAUCAGAUUGAACAGGUCAUCAAGCGGCCCCGAGCUGAAGGUGCCCAGAAUGUGAUUUCGAGCCUUCGAGGGCUGCUCGACAAUAUCCAAAGAGGAAAUCCAGCCUGCGAAACGGAUGAUCUAUCAGAAGAACCGGAGCGAUCGUCCGGCUCACCAGCACCGGAAUACGAUAACCCGGGAGAUGGGUUGUCAUUAGAUGAUGCAGAAAAUCCCUUGCAACUACUCGCACGUGCCUCCGACUUGCAGCUAUCACCGGACGACACGCACAAUGUACAGAGAGCAACAUCCUCGGCAUCAUUUCAGCCCUCGGGCAUAUACAAUACCAAUGAGAAUGGCGACGCCGCGGCUUGCGCAACCUCUUUCUUUGUCCUCACUCGCGCAAAUUUGGAUAUUGGUCCAACUGUGGACCCCAUUGAGCUGGGGCUCGUUACAAUCGAUGAAGCAGAGUCACUCUUCUCGUACUUCUAUCGCAACCUCGCCCAAAGUCGCUGGGGCCUCGAUUCCAUCGUGCAUAAUGUGUCAUUUGUCCGUUCGCAGUCUGCGUUCCUGUUUACCUCAAUAAUAGCUGCAGCGGCCUUGUUCUUGCCCACAGCCGCAGCAUUAUCGAAGAGAUUGUCUAGACAUCGUGCAUCCCUAGCCCAUAACGUCAUCACCCAGCGUCAUAAAUCAGUUGAAAUAGUGCUGGCUUUCAUGGUAAAUGUUCCAUGGAUGGAUGCUGGGAACUGUCUAGGUGACGACGAUACCUGCAUUUACAUGGCUGCUGCUUUGACUGCUGCAUUGGAUUUAUCGCUGGAUAAAGUUGUACUUCCUUCAACAAGCUUUGAUGCCAGUCUUUUCAGAAGACUUGCCAAGGCGGAAUGCAUUGAUGCGAAGAGAGCACUACAGAUGGAUGGCUUCGGUGAUGUGGAUCCAGACUCUGUGUGGGGUCGAAGGCUUCUACGUCGACGCGAGAGGGCAUGGGUCGCACUUUUCGUACUCGAACGAGGUGUAUGUUUGGCCCGAGGGAGAAGCUAUACAGUGCCUAUAACGGCACUUAUCGAGAACUGUGACAAGUGGCACUUUUCUGAUAUCGCUGAUUCUCACGAUGGUCCAAUGAAUUCUAUCGCUGUCCUUCGCAGGGACUUGGAUGGGCUAUUCAAACAAGUUAAAUCCCAUUGCAAUAGAUAUCGGGUCAUGGACACUGGCUCUGGAGCCGCUCAACUGAUCAAAAAACUUAUUGAGGAUUUUUACCAUCAAUGGCAUGAGACCUGGGCUCCUGCUAUUGUGGAAGAUCAAUCAUUUCCACCUUACGUUGAGAUUCUACUUAUACACACGAGGCUGUCAACAUUAUCACACGUUAUCAAUCACCCCACCGCGCCACUCGAAGUGAAACGCUUCUUCCGCGCAGCCGGGCUAUCGUCUGCGUUGAACGUCCUAAGGGCAGCUAUCCAGGGUGAGUCACGGUUGAAGUCCAUGCCAAACAACACUGUUAUCAUGAUUUCUUUUGCAGCAUGCUCGGCAUUAAGCUUGAGUGCUAUGCCUGCAGAUAGCAGAUCCAGCCUGGCCCCUAGCGUGCGUAAAUUGAUCGAAGAAGCCGCGGCGGUGCUGGAACGAAUCGGCGCUACUCCAAGCCAUAGGAACGGGGCUUCCCUAGUAUAUGGCAGAUUCUUACGGGAGCUUGUUCGACGUUUUCCUUUGAGCUUACAACAUGAGGACUCAAUUGAAACGCGACCACUAACCCACUCCGGAAGGCUGCAGCCACCGAUGACGAUGGAUCCAUAUGAGUCAGUCAUCAGAACGCAGGAAUCAUCCUGUUUCAUCCCUGUAUCCUGGUCCGAACCUAUUCGAUUCUCCGCCAUGUCGGACAACCAAAUCAUUGACACCGUCAACCAGGUGGACACGGCAUUCGGGACGAGUGUUCCGGGUGUUCCUACGGAUGACUUGAUGCAUUGGGAAUGGCUUGAUCUUGGAAGCAGCAUUGCGGCCGAAUUUAGCAGCAUAUGA
Molecule: messenger RNA, 2181 nt
Organism: Aspergillus homomorphus CBS 101889
Lineage: Eukaryota; Fungi; Ascomycota; Eurotiomycetes; Eurotiales; Aspergillaceae
Exons: 7
Coding region: 10-2181 (723 amino acids)
Biological process (GO): regulation of DNA-templated transcription
Cellular component (GO): nucleus
Molecular function (GO): DNA-binding transcription factor activity, RNA polymerase II-specific; transcription cis-regulatory region binding; zinc ion binding
Source: RefSeq, a predicted model, not a curated record